Molecule: messenger RNA, 2057 nt
Organism: Salmo salar (Atlantic salmon)
Lineage: Eukaryota; Metazoa; Chordata; Actinopteri; Salmoniformes; Salmonidae
Biological process (GO): regulation of transcription by RNA polymerase II
Cellular component (GO): nucleus
Molecular function (GO): DNA-binding transcription factor activity, RNA polymerase II-specific; RNA polymerase II transcription regulatory region sequence-specific DNA binding
Source: RefSeq, a predicted model, not a curated record
AGGUAGUUUAGUCAUGCAGAAGAAUCAUACCCGGAAGUACGGUGAUGCAGUAACGCAGACAGUCGGCUUAUUCCCCUCUCUUCAAAACAGGCUAGCUAGUUACUGAUAAAAUGGCAACAUAUAGGAUGUCUGCAUGUAUUGCCUUCGUUUAGAUGGCUGGUUAGGUUUCAAAUCGUUUCACGACCAGUAAAUUGUUCAACUGACGUGAGUGACCUCGAGCUGAAGUGAACGUAAAAGAACAACAAUAACAUGUCGGCAGAAUUCACUCCUCCCGGUUCUGACCGACCCACAAUGGACGAGGAUGAUGUUAACAACCAGCCCAGCCUGUCCCCAUCCCACAGCCCCCCUGCAUCAGGAGAACCUGAUCAAGAGAACCAAACGGAACCAACCAAAACCUUUUCUCACUGUUGUCUGGACUGUGGGAAAGAGUUUUCCCGCCCAUGUGACCUGGUGAGACACCAGAGAGUACACACAGGGGAGAAGCCCUACCCCUGUCCUGACUGUGGCAAGAGGUUUGCCCACUCAGGAGGCCUCCGAGAACAUGAGAGGAUACACUCCGGAGAGAAGCCUCACUCCUGCUCUGUGUGUGGGAAGAGCUUCACCCAGAAGGGAAGUCUUAGAGUUCACCUACGGACACACACAGGGGAGAGACCUUAUUCUUGCUCCGUCUGUGGCAAGAGUUACACCCAAAAUGAAUUUUUGAAAGUGCACCAGCGAACACACACGGGAGAGAGGCCCUACUCCUGUUCUGUGUGUGGCAAGGGCUUUGCUCAGAUAGGAAACUUGAAGAAACACCAGCGGAUUCACACCGGGGAGAAGCCUUACCAGUGCCUGGAGUGUGGCGCCAGUUUCACCCAGAAGGACAGCCUGAAGAUGCACCAGAGGUCUCAUACGGGAGAGAAACCCUGCGUCUGCCCCGAGUGCGGGAAGGGUUUCCGCGACAACGGGCACCUGAAAGUCCACUUGAGAGUGCAUACAGGUGAGAAGCCAUACACCUGCCCUGACUGUGGGAGACGGUUCAGCCAGGCGGACGUCCUGAAGAGACACCAGAUGGUGCAUACAGGGGAGAAGCCGUACUUCUGUGCCCUGUGUGGGAGGAGGUUCGCCCAGCCUGCCACUCUGAAGUACCACCUCCGGACCCACGCAAGAGAGAACCAGACAGGAGGGUCUCAAUGCUGCCCAGUGUGUGGACAGGACCUCCCUACAGAGCAGGCUCUGAGAAAACACCUACAGACACACAUGGGGGAGGACCUUGGUCACAAUGGGGGACAGGAAGACGGGGAGGAGGAAGUUGGUGGUCUGAUCAAUUCUGAUGGAGAGGACGUCGGCUGGGACCCUUCUCAUCUUAGAGAGAGUCCUGUCCAUGGCUCUGGUAGUGAAGAAAGUCCUCCUACAUCACACAUCAACAAGAAUCCGGGUGACCAAUCCAGAUCCAAACCCAGGUCACCUGACGACAGAGAGGCCUUCAGUCAGACACUGGGGAUGAACAUUAAAGUAGUGGAGGAGGAGGAGCUGGAGGACUUGAGUCAAACUGUUGGGGUGAUGGUUAAAGAAGAAGAGGAAGAGGUGGAGCUGGAGGACUUGAGUCAAACUGUUGGGGUGACGGUUAAAGAAGAAGAGGAAGAGGUGGAGCUGGAGGACUUGAGUCAAACUGUUGGGGUGACGGUUAAAGAAGAAGAGGAAGAGGUGGAGCUGGAGGACUUGAGUCAAACUGUUGGGGUGACGGUUAAAGAAAGAAGAGGACGAGGAAGUCAGCAGAUUCAUUCAGUCCCCAGUAGAAGAAGUGGACUGGGAGGCUGUUGAACUUAGAGAGAGUCCUAACCAGUGCUCAGUCGGUGAGGAGAGACCUCCCCAGCAGGAGAAUCACACAGCUAAAGACCAUCACCACACAGAGAACACAAUCCUCAGUCCUGCUCUGACUCUAUUUCAAGGACCUGAUCAAAGCUAUUGAUUAUUAAAUAAUUAGGUUCAUUAGCUACUGUAUCCUAUUGCAGAUAUUUAAUAAUUGUGUUUGAUUUAAUAAAUCAUGGUUGCAACAACCUGCCGAUCAUUAUGAA